AUGGCACUCGUCUUGACCUCCGAAGGCGCCUUCGAGGUAGGCGUCACGGACGAUUCCUCUUCUAAUGUCGCGUCAGCGACUUCCACGCCUCCUACUACCGUUGCCGAUGAAGCCAGUCUUCACUCCGAAUCGCCCAAGCGCGAUGUCGUUCAUGUUGCACUCGACAUCGAGUCUCCUGAAGUCACGCUUACCACAUCCAACCUGAUCGAGCCUACAGACUCCAUCAGCCUCGCCGAACCGCCGCCGCCUGCCCCAACACGCUCUCGCCGCAGCCGCGUGAGCGCUCCUGUAUAUAAUCUGGUUCAAUUGAGUGGUACCGCCGGCCACGGAAAGCGACGCGCCAAAGGUGACAUUGUAGCGGAUCGAAGACGAAGAAGACGAACUGUUUCUGGCCCAGUCUUGCCCGGCUAUGGCUCAACAUCUUCAAGCCCUGCUCAAGGUGCAACACCCGAAACAGUCCGAAGUGGCAUUGACGCGCUAGGAGUCACACAGUCAGCCAGCAAACUCGAUUCGCCGCGCACUCGUCGCCAGAGAAUCUUGGAGGAGGAAUUGCCAAGUAAGCGUCCUUCAACGCGUCGUUCCAGUACCAUUGCGCCUGCCGCGGUUACGCCCGUCAACAAAAAGUCAAAGGUCACUAAACGGAGUCGCAAAUCUUUGGAGUCCGAGACGCCGUUAUCACGCGAGCUUAGACGCCUGCAAGAUACAAAGGAGUUUUCCCAUAUUGACGAAAAGCCCGUGAUCCAGAGUGUUUGGUCUAACGGAAAAUUCGUCGACCCCAAAGCUCCCGCGCCACCACCUAAAAAGAAGUCUGAACCCGAACCAGCCGCUGAAGAACCCAAGGACACCGAGCCUGAACCUAUGAAUAGAUUCAGGAAUCGCAAACCUAAGAAGUACCUUGUCAAGGGUCUCUAUGCGGGCCAGGAUACUCCCACCGAUAUAAUCAAGGCACUAUCGGGCGUAGAUAAGAAGACAAUCGCCCAAGUGCCCGAUCUUAUCCCCAACGGUCGCGUUAACAAGACUAUGCCCAUGCCUAUCUUCACUGGCCUGCGGACUCUCAUUGACGGUCGCGAUUUUAAACUCCCCUAUCAAGUCUGCCAUCCUCUUCCUCCAGGUCAGCCCAAGCCCGAUGAGUGGAAGAAGAUGACAAAAACACGACGAAACCGGGGCGGAAAGUAUAGAGUUGGUGUUGAGGUGAUCAAGACCUCGGACCGUGGAUACGGUGUACGAAGCAAUCGAUGCUUCAGGCCUAACCAAAUCAUCAUGGAGUACGCUGGUGAAAUCAUUACCGAGGAGGAGUGUGAGCGCCGCAUGACGGAGGUCUAUAAAGACAACGAGCCGCGAAUGGCCCUGUUUGCUGGCGAUAAACCCAUCAUGACAGGUGAUGAGCUGACCUACGAUUACAAUUUUGACCCAUUCUCGGCGAAGAAUGUCCAGAAAUGCCUCUGCGGUGAACCCAACUGCCGCGGUGUCCUUGGUCCUAAGCCGCGCGAAGUCAAGCAGCCCAAGGCGGACCUCAAGAAUGCAGUCAAGGGUGCCGUCAAAGCUGGCAAGCGCAAGCUCAAGGAACUGGUUGGCGACGAGGCCGACAGUGGCAACAAUGCUAAGAAGCGCAAGGUCCAGCCUGCAAAGGGAGUGAAGCGAGCCAUCUCGAAUGCCAGUUCGAAGGUUGCCAAAGGCGCAGCGAGUGCUAUCAAGAAGGGUGUCUCGACAGUUGCAGCGACUGCAAAGAAGGCAGCCCUGGGCUCCAAGCCACCCGCAAAGCAACGUGUCUCGGCAGGAGCCAUUCUUAAGAAGACGACCACAAAGCGCGUUAUCCAGACUUACUCAAGAACGCCCCAGAAGCGAGCGGCUGGGCGAGCAUCAAACGUUGGUCUUGUUGCAGCAAGCAAAGCAAAGGGUGCUUCGGUAAAAAAGGUCAACACCAAAUCUACGACCAAAAUUGGUAGCAUCAAAAGGAAGCCGUUCCCAACUCCGAUGCCUCGAACGACAAUGAACAUUUCUCAAUUGGCUGAGAUUAUGGUGGCAGCUGAUGAUUGAAGUAUUGAAAAGAGAUGACGACGUUGAGAUGGAGAUUUACGUUUGCAGAUAAACGAGGCAUUCUGACGGACGCGGAUUGCAUUUUUUGGGCCAAGCCAUUAAUGAAUCAGGUACGAGGAGUGAGAGAGGGGAUAUGGAUUUUGGAGUCGCUACACUUUUCCCGCCAUUAGGUAUCACUACUUCUAUUAUUUAUCUGCGGGCGCCCAGGCGUACAACAAGGGAGGUUUAGCAUUGUACGGUACAAGGAAUUGGUUAGUUGGCUGUCUGGCUGCUAUGGACACAUGUAACUUUGCUUAGGUAUCUAGUUUUUACGCCUCCUU
Molecule: messenger RNA, 2357 nt
Organism: Fusarium graminearum PH-1
Lineage: Eukaryota; Fungi; Ascomycota; Sordariomycetes; Hypocreales; Nectriaceae
Exons: 3
Coding region: 1-2037 (678 amino acids)
Biological process (GO): regulation of DNA-templated transcription
Cellular component (GO): chromatin; nucleus
Molecular function (GO): histone H3K36 methyltransferase activity
Source: RefSeq, a predicted model, not a curated record